Aspergillus ibericus CBS 121593 is the source of this 381-nucleotide messenger RNA. RefSeq lists its product as uncharacterized. The record is from RefSeq and is a predicted model, not a curated record. The coding region runs from base 1 to 381 and encodes 126 amino acids. NCBI's taxonomy places the organism in Eukaryota, Fungi, Ascomycota, Eurotiomycetes, Eurotiales, Aspergillaceae. The transcript has 2 exons.
AUGAGCGCACUUCUCCGUAGCCGACUCGCGGCGAGAGCCACGCCGGUGAUGCGCCCGGUAGUCUACCCGCGCGGGCGUUUCUUCGCCCACAGCUCCUACGGCGGCGAAGGCGAAACGGAUCCUCAGCAACCCAACAAUCCGCGCAACACCCCGACCCGCGACAUCGAGCACCCAGGCCCGCCCCCUCCCGAUACGAGCUCGUCCACGCCCGCCAACGAUAAAGGCCGCCAGGAACCAUCGAACAAAGCCCGACCGACGCUCGGAGACGAGGACAAGUACGUGGAUCGCGAUGGCAAGACGACGAAGGAUGCGCCGCAGGACGUGAAGCAGCAUAAUGAGGAGUUGUCGAAGCGAUAUGAUCAUCCCCAGGAGCAUGCUUAG